AUGAAUUCAAUUCGGGUUGCAAUUGAACGCAGCUUGAUCAAUAUCACUUACGCUGACUUGGAGCGUCACCCUCAAGCACCGGUUAAGGAGCCCAUCGCGACUCGAACCGCGAAUACUUCUGAUGAUUUAAGUCACAUACAGAUCGGGGCGCAUACAACGAUCUCAGAGGUGCGACUAAAUGUGUUAACCCAUCAAUUCGAUCCCUCUGGGUUCGCUUUCCCCUAUCGUGGCCGAGGUCCAGUUUGGGCUGAUGGAUCCUGUGCCAUUGAUGUUUCCGUGGUGCUAGGGAUGCUGAGUGACGCUGGCUGCACAGUCGUGGACCGUGAAAAUGAUGCAGAUAAGGCCUUCGGAGAAAUUGAACGCGCUUUUAUCCAGGUCACCAACAUGAACUGGGAUGCUUUUAAUGAUGAAGUGUCAAUUCAGCUCCGUCAUUCAUUCUAUAAAUUGCUGUGCGACAACUGUCCCAGUAUCGAGAUCAAUGAGCCCAUUCCAAUCUGGACGGUUUGGGCAGAGUCUACCAGGUCUUUUAAACAGUUUACUUUUGGAUAUAUUGAGGCUCCCAUUGAGCAAUGUGUCCAUUGCGGGAAUACAAUCAAAGAUGUUAAACGGGGGACCGGGCAUACCAUUAUCCCCCCAUGGAAGGCUAAUGACGAAAAAGGUGUUACAGUGCCGGAGCUGGUAGAACGCUGUUGGAACAGUGAGCCCAAGCACAUUAUCUGUGAGGGCUGCGGCUCGCACACCGGACCAACGGUUAUACGAGCCGUGGAAAAGCUUCCUCUGCGCCUGGUCGUGAGUACGUCAGCUGGCUUUCUAGUUUUGAAUCACACUCAAGACCUUGUGUUCAAUUAUAUUGAUACCGAGGGCUUCACACGGACGGCAACCUAUCGUUGGCUUGGUGGUGCUUAUUAUCGGAAUAAUCACACCCGGGUCUACUGGACAGAUGCUGAACGGGGUGGCUUUGAUACAGGCUAUAUCCGUAAGUAUGAUAGCAUGGAUGCUGCAGGAACAAUUAUUGGGGGACUGCCCCCGUAUGCUCAGGAUGAGCGAAUUCAUCCCGAUUGGACUGAAAAGGGUAUUCCGAUCAUCAUCUAUGAGCGUGUCAUGAAUCCAUCCACGGAUGUGCUGCACGCCGCUCAACAGUCGGUCUCAGACAUGAUGAACAUGGUGUCCGAAGGAAAAUAUGUUCUCAACGAACAUUAUCCAUGGCUUCCAACGCCUCCGGUGCCCCGGCGACCUGAACCGCGAAUCCUGCCCGACUACGGCGACCGUUUUGUCGAAUCUUCCACCAGUUCCGGGAACCUGAUAUAUCAGACGUCAGAUCAUGCUGCAAAUGGCCGGCCUGGAGUUGAAUUGACCGGCGAUUCUAAGUACGCCGUUGCGCGGUGGAUCGCUGAGAAGAUUAUCGACAUUGAUGGAUUGUCGAGUGACUCUGCAGGGAACAUGUCUAUGAAACGUAGGGCAUCACAACUCGGUCUAUUGGAAGACCCACCAUUCGAGCAGGCUAAAAAGUGUUCAAAAAUCUUCACUUCCUUGCUGGAUGACCCAUCGUCUCUUCGUGAUUGUCCUGAGGUUUGGGAGGGUAGUGUUCCCCCCACAUCAGGAGGAAUGAUGCGCUUCCCAAAACUCUCAGUGCCAUUGUCUUCAAAAAGAGACAGGUCAAAGGGGAGCUCACUGUGGGAAUAUUUCCAAACGGCGAAAGAAAUAUCGGGCUCGAAGAAUCCUUCAAAGUCUGGAGCUGCAGGAGUGGUCAAUUGGGUGAGCAUGAAUCAGGCUAUCUGCAACACACGCCGUCCUCCGUACUGUGUUUACCCCAUUCCUGUGGCGCUAAUCAAGAAGGCCAUGAAAGAAAGGGCCUCGGAACUCCAGGAGGAACAGCAAGAGCUGUACGGGCGGAGAAAGAGAGCGCAAAUGGAGGGGACCAAGGAUGAAGGGACAUCUCCGAUACGGAAACGGAGGAUUAGGGCGUGA
Molecule: messenger RNA, 1968 nt
Organism: Penicillium macrosclerotiorum
Lineage: Eukaryota; Fungi; Ascomycota; Eurotiomycetes; Eurotiales; Aspergillaceae
Exons: 1
Coding region: 1-1968 (655 amino acids)
Source: RefSeq, a predicted model, not a curated record